Epinephelus lanceolatus (giant grouper) is the source of this 2211-nucleotide messenger RNA. RefSeq names its product ras association domain-containing protein 1-like. Gene Ontology annotation, biological process: Ras protein signal transduction. Lineage: Eukaryota; Metazoa; Chordata; Actinopteri; Perciformes; Serranidae. Gene Ontology annotation, cellular component: microtubule cytoskeleton; nucleus. The record is from RefSeq and is a predicted model, not a curated record.
GGAAGGAAGCGAGACAACAAGGGUGGGGGCUUGAACACAUCCUGUUUCACACAGAGUUAGUACAGUGGAAACGUGGCCGGUAGGCUGAGAAGUUAGAGGAAGAAAAGUCAGUAGUAUUUUGUCGGUUAGACUGUUGUUAUCAAGGCAGCACAGACAUAUUUGGUCCUCUGCGAGGUUAGUUAACCGUUGAAGUUAGCCGUUAAUUCCCAUUAUUUCGAACGUUUGAACCAGACUUCUGUUUAGCCGAGGUAACUAAGCUAGCGUUAGCUAAAAGUGACUUAUUUUAACACUUUUAGUGUCAUAAGUUCCGGUUGUUAACGGUAGUGUUAAACGUGUUACACCGGUGGUCAGCAUGACAAACGAGGCAAGCAGCUCGGACAAGACUCCCUCCUUCGAGAUGACCUGGGGCAGCUCCACCAGCAGCGGCUACUGCAGCGAGGAGGAGUCCGACUCCGAGUUCGAGCAGUACUUCACCGCCCGGACAUCUUUCUUCCCCAAAACCCGGAAAGCUAACGUUAAUGCUAACGUAAAGAAGGAUGAACAAAUUGAAUGGGGAAAGCAGGAGCUGACAACUGCAGAUAUUCAGCAGAAGGUGAAGGAGUACAACGCUCAAAUCAACAGCAAUCUGUUCAUGAACGUGAACAAGGAUGGUUCCUAUACUGGCUUCAUCAAGGUGCAGUUCAAGUUGGCGCGUCCUGUGUCAGUUCCACCUCCAAAGAAAGGAGGUCACGAUGCUGCAGGGAGGAGGGCUAGCGGAGUGAAGCGCCGCACCUCUUUCUACCUGCCAAAGGAUGCGUCCAAGCACCUGCACAUAAGCUCUCGCACUUCUGCUCGUGAGGUCAUCGAGGCUUUGUUGAAAAAGUUUACCGUGGUGGACAAUCCUGGAAAGUUUGCUCUGUUUGAGCGCAGCGAGCGUCAUGACCAAGUUUAUGUUCGCAAGGUGUCUGACAAUGAGCGCCCCCUCCGUCUGCGUCUGUGUGCUGGGCCCAAUGAGAAAGUCCUCAGCUUUGUUCUGAAGGAGAAUGAAACUGGAGAAGUCAAUUGGCAUGCCUUCUCAAUGCCUGAGCUGAAGAACUUCCUGCGCAUUCUGCAGCGUGAAGAGGAGGAGCACGUCAAGCAGAUAGUGCAGCGGUACGCUCUGGCCCGCACCAAGAUGCGCGAGGCCCUGGCCGGCUCGACCCCCGGUUGAGACGACUCUGCACUCGGGGUUGAAUAUGCACCACUUGGCUGGACAAUCACCUGAAGAUGACAGUCAUCGCUGCAUCCAAAGAUCCCAGAUAAUGCAACUCAAAACGCCUCUUGUGUGAACGAGAGAGUGAGACAGGGCGCAAGACAAUGAGAGAGAGAGAGCCGGCGCGAAUGUGCGUGUGAAGUGAUGCGAGAGAUGCGAAGUGCCUUACACCUGGAGAGUCUGAUGUGCCUGAGAGAAUGAGUUGAGAGAAGUGACGACUGGCAGAUGAGACAGUGGUCGUAUCCAGUAAUGUCUUUUGCCAAGGGGUGCCUUUUGAUUAUCCUGUUUACCUCAGCUGUGUCACUUUAACUUUAAAGAAAAUGUCAAAGUUUUUAGGUAUGAAAGAAUAGUCGAUUUUGCAUUUGUAGAUGCAGUGCUUAAGUAAAGCCCCAUGUUGCAAUUGAGCUGAUAAUCACACCUCUGGAAGUUACAUUCCUUUUUAUUUUUCCAAUCCAAUCCAAUCCAAUUCCAAUUACUGCCAGGUUCAGAUAAACGUUAACAACCCACCAUGAAAACCAUACUUAGUAACCACCCUGUUGACAUUUUCAUUUAUUCCUUUAGAAAGUUAAAUACACAUCUGUUGCUGAAAGGUAUUUGGAUUUUCAUUUGACCCAGGCUCAAAAAUCUGCCACGUCCUCUCGACACCCCUGAUGGGUGCAACUCUGUUUUUUUAUUUUACCGUCAAAUUGUGAGUUUGACUGAUGUAUGGACAUUUGUAUGCAACUUUAUGAAUGUCAGAGAGAGCAGUGUCACUCUGGUUGACUGGAAUCAUGAAUGAAUAUUGGUAUACAUGUGUUUCACUGGAAGCUGUUUGUCAUUCCUUCUUUCUUUGUUUUUUUUCUGUCCUUUAGAAAAUGUCUAAUGUUUCUCAGUUUCACUAUCAUUGUAUCCGUCUAUGCACAUAUUUACAUGUUGAAGCAAUAACUCAAACUGUCGUGACAAAUGUGCACUGCGUUCAGUAAAGAAUUUCCCAGUUCAAA